Zea mays is the source of this 3349-nucleotide messenger RNA. RefSeq names its product potassium transporter 25. Lineage: Eukaryota; Viridiplantae; Streptophyta; Magnoliopsida; Poales; Poaceae. The coding region runs from base 731 to 3037 and encodes 768 amino acids. Gene Ontology annotation, biological process: potassium ion transmembrane transport. The record is from RefSeq and is a predicted model, not a curated record. The transcript is spliced from 9 exons. Gene Ontology annotation, cellular component: membrane. Gene Ontology annotation, molecular function: potassium ion transmembrane transporter activity.
GUAUCAAGCCUGAUACAACAAGCAAGUAAGCAAACGGCUCCACGCGCCUCGUUCCGUCGAAAGCCACACGCAAGCUUCCAGUCCCCUCGCCGGCGCGCCACCUCCCGCGGAUACAAGAACGGCCUACGUGCCUGCGUGCUUUGCUUCACUCCACUCCACUCUACUUCGUCCAUACAGGGAAAACAAAGGCAGCGUGGUCUGGAAUCCAAAACAGGGCGAGCGGCACGGCAGCGGAGGGGAGACCACGGUGGUUGGCUGGCUAGUUGCCCUCUCCGCCCGCCAGAGACCUCUCCUCUCCUGUCCCCACCCCCUUUGGCCUUUGCUCGUUCGUGGCGCUCCCGUACGCGUCCAGCGACGAGAGUUUACCGCUCCGGUUUCGCUUCGUACGGGCGGUUGAUACUUGAUAGCGGUUGAUAAGAGGCGCGGCGGCGGGGCGAGAGAGCUUGGUUGCGCCGAGGUUGCGCGAAACUACUAGAAGGAGGGGGGACGAGGAGGAGUGCGGAGUGUGUCUUGCUUUGCUUUGCCUCGCCUGUCCGGGCUGGUUGGUUGGUCUCCCGCUCGCUACAGUCCAAGCCGACGCACAAAUCUCGGUCUCGGACGCGCCGCCGCGGUAGGAUUCCGGGUGCCUCGAUUCCUUGUUUCUUUCCGAGGUAUCCACGAGGUUCGCUGCCAUGGAGCCAGCAGGCGUGGCGCAUUGAGGCGCGCGUGCGGGGCCGUGGAGUGGAGGGGCAUGGAUCUGGAAGCCGCGGGCGGCGCGGAGGCGGCGCACGGGAAGCGGCGGGCGACGCUGCUGCUAGCGUACCAGAGCCUCGGGGUUGUGUACGGCGACGUGGCCACGUCGCCGCUCUACGUCUACAAGAGCGCCUUCGCGGGCGACGACAUCCAGCACUCGGAGGGCAACGAGGAGAUCUACGGCGUGCUCUCAUUCGUCUUCUGGACGCUCACCCUCAUCACCCUCCUCAAGUACGUGGUCAUUGUCCUCCGUGCCGACGACGGCGGGGAGGGCGGCACCUUCGCGCUCUACUCCCUCAUCUGCCGCCACGUCCGCGCCGGCCUCCUGCCCGGCGGCGGCACCAGAGAUGAGCUCAUGGAGGAAGAGAAGGCCACCGGGCGUCGUGGCGAGCGGCCCGUGUCCAGGGUCAGGGCGGUGCUUGAGAAGUACAGAGUGCUGCAGCGGCUGUUGCUGCUGUUCGCACUGCUCGGGACAUGCAUGGUCAUCGGGGACGGCGUGCUCACCCCUGCAGUCUCUGUGUUUUCUGCGGUAUCUGGGCUUGAGUUGUCGUUGGAAAAGGAACAGCACAAAUAUAUAGAACUUCCUGUGGCCUGUGCCAUACUUAUAUGCUUGUUUGCGCUGCAACACUACGGCACACACAAAGUUGGGUUUCUUUUUGCACCAAUCGUAUGCAUUUGGCUUCUCUGCAUAAGUGCAAUAGGCCUCUACAAUAUCAUCCGUUGGGACCACCAUGUUUAUCGAGCCCUCUCGCCAUAUUACAUGUAUCAAUUCCUCAGGAAGACUCAAACUGGUGGCUGGAUGUCACUGGGUGGAAUCCUUCUCUGUGUAACAGGCUCUGAAGCUAUGUAUGCAGAUCUUGGACAUUUUUCGCAAUCAGCAAUACAGAUUGCAUUCAUAUAUGUGGUUUAUCCUGCACUUGUAUUGGCUUACAUGGGACAAGCGGCUUUUAUUUCACAACAUCACAACUUCGAGAGCAGUUAUCAUAUUGGAUUUUAUGUGUCAGUACCAGAAACACUCAGAUGGCCUGUUCUGGUGAUUGCUAUACUGGCAGCUGUAGUUGGGAGUCAGGCAAUUAUUACUGGAACCUUUUCAAUCAUCAAGCAGUGCUCUUCAUUAAGUUGUUUCCCUGGAGUGAAGAUUGUGCACACAUCCUCGACAGUGCAUGGUCAGAUAUACAUACCAGAAAUCAAUUGGAUGCUGAUGAUACUCUGCCUGGCUGUUACUAUUGGCUUCAGAGACACAAAGCACUUGGCAAAUGCACAAGGGUUGGCAGUAAUAACUGUCAUGCUUGUUACCACUUGCUUAAUGUCACUCGUUAUUGUGCUUUGCUGGAACAAGAGUAUCUUCCUUGCCCUUGGUUUCCUGCUUUUCUUUGGCGCGAUCGAAGUAAUCUACUUCUCAGCUUCCCUUGUCAAGUUUCAUGAAGGUGCUUGGGUUCCUAUUACUCUCUCCUUCAUAUUUAUGGUGGUCAUGUGUGUCUGGCACUAUGGCACGAUAAAGAAGUACGAGUUCGAUGUGCAAAACAAGGUUUCAGUAAACUGGCUCUUAAACCUUGGUCCUUCGCUGGGCAUUGUUCGUGUUCGAGGCAUUGGGCUAAUACAUACAGAACUGAUGUCUGGAAUCCCAGCUAUCUUCUCCCACUUCGUCACCAAUCUGCCUGCGUUUCACCAGGUACUGGUAUUCCUCUGUGUCAAAUCAGUUCCUGUGCCGCAUGUGCAACCUGAGGAACGAUUUCUGGUGGGUCGCAUUGGUCCGAAAGAGUAUAGGCUAUACAGGGUCAUUGUCAGAUACGGUUAUCGCGAUGUCCAGAAAGAUGACCUAGAGUUCGAGAAGGAGCUAGUCGGCAACAUUGCAGAGUUCAUCCGCAGCAGCGCGGAAUACGACAAGAAUGGCUUCGCCGAGGACACAGAUAAGCCCUCCGGGAAGCUGUCCACCAUCAGCACUGGAAUUAACAUGUGGGAAGAGGAUGGAGAACCUGAUGCAUCCUCAUCCCCUCGCAAGGAGACAGACCCACGCGACGCAGCACCCGAGCGAAAGAAAGCGAGGUUCAUGAUACCAAAGAGCGCCCAGGUGGACAGCGAGGUGCGGCGCGAGCUGCAGGAGCUCAUGGACGCCAGGGAGGCGGGCAUGUCCUUCAUCCUGGGACGCUCGUACAUGAAGGCGAAGAGCGGGUCGGGUUUCGUAAAGCGGGUCGUGAUAAACUUGUUGUACGAGUUCUUGAGGAAGAACAGCCGUGGCCCUGCGUACGCCGCGAGCAUACCCCAUGCCUCCACUCUUGAGGUAGGAAUGGUCUACCAGGUCUGACAAACAGUUAGCGGGGUGUGUAAAGGUAGAAGAAACUAGAAGAGAUGAGACGACGCUUGUAUAUACACCCACUUGUUGCUGCCGAUACCGUUAACAUAAUUACAGGAUAACACAGAGUAGAGAGACAUUUGAAAACAGCUGUGGAUAGCCCAACCAGAAGCAUGUGUUUAGUUUCGUGAUAUGUUUGCUGCUGCUGUUGACUUGCUGAGUCUCAGACAGUACUUGUGAGCUGUCAUUGUCUGUGAGCUGUAAUUGUCUGGGCGACUAGCAAAAUAGCAGUUUUGACGUGCAGCGACCUCUGUAGUUCUGCUA